GUCCUCCUCCCCCUCCGUUCUCCCUUCCUGCAGAAUCUAUGCUAGCUCGCCCCAUCUCCAAGGAGAGGCCCCGCCCUACAUGCUAAUUAUGUCCCUAGUCCCCGCCCUACUUGCCUAUGCAAAUGAGGCGCCCGGAGGCCCCGCCCCUCCCAGCUCGGAGUCUGCGCGGUGUGGCCGGCCCGGCCGAUCGGCUGGGCUGCUCGAUCGUGUCCCUGUCCCCGUGUCCGCCGACUGGACCACUCGUCCGUCGGUCCUGCCACGCCAGGUUGUCUAGGCGGAGCGGGCUCUGGCAGCGGCAGAGACAGCCGAGACGGGGGUGAGGGAGAGGGCCUUGGGGCGCCCCCCUCCCCACCCCGGGGGCGUCCUCCUGCCCCUCGAUCUGCCUGUCCAGAGUGACCUGUGGAUGGAACACCGGGCGCAGAGUGCCUACUGUCACCUGCCUGGGCCUCAGCUUCCCCACCUGCACCAUGGAGGUGACCGUCCCUGCCCUGCUGGCUGCCAGCAGCGGCCGUGAGUCUGUGGUGGUGGGGGCGGCCUGUAGGAAGCCCUAGGUGCUUUCACAGGCCCAGCCAUGGCGGGAGGGAGACCUCACCUGAAGAGGAGCUUCUCCAUCAUCCCCUGCUUCGUCUUUGUAGAGUCUGUACUGCUGGGCAUCGUGGUCCUGCUUGCUUACCGCCUGGAGUUCACGGACACCUUCCCAGUGCACACGCAGGGCUUCUUCUGCUAUGACAGCACCUAUGCCAAGCCCUACCCGGGGCCCGAGGCCACCAGCCGGGCGCCUCCCGCCCUCAUCUAUGCCCUGGUCACUGCGGGGCCCACCCUCACGAUCCUGCUGGGGGAGUUGGGCCGGGCCUUCUUCCCCACGCCACCCUCAGCCAGCCCCAUCCUCGGGGAGAGCACCAUCAUCUCAGGGGCCUGCUGCCGCUUCAGCCCCCCGCUACGGAGGCUGGUCCGCUUCCUGGGUGUGUACUCCUUUGGCCUCUUCACCACGACCAUCUUCGCCAACGCGGGGCAGGUGGUGACCGGCAACCCCACGCCGCACUUCCUGUCCGUGUGUCGCCCCAACUACACAGCCCUGGGCUGCCCCCCGCCCUCUCCUGACCGGCCAGGGCCUGACCGCUUUGUCACGGACCAGGGCGCCUGCGCGGGGAGCCCCAGCCUGGUGGCCGCCGCACGCCGCGCUUUCCCCUGCAAGGACGCGGCCCUCUGCGCCUACGCGGUCACCUACACCGCGAUGUACGUGACCCUGGUGUUCCGCGUGAAGGGCUCCCGCCUGGUGAAGCCCUCCCUCUGCCUGGCCCUGCUGUGCCCCGCCUUCCUGGUGGGCGUGGUCCGCGUGGCCGAGUACCGCAACCACUGGUCAGAUGUGCUGGCCGGCUUCCUGACCGGGGCGGCCAUCGCCACCUUUCUGGUCACCUGUGUCGUGCACAAUUUCCAGAGCCGGCCCCCCUCUGGCCGAAGGCUCUCUCCCUGGGAGGACCUGGGCCCAGCGCCCACCAUGGAAAGCCCCCUCGAAAAGUUAAGUGUGCCCCAGGAACCCGAGGCCUGCAGGCCGCAUUCGACACCGGCACGGCUCGCCCCAUCCAAGCCGCAGAGCUGCGCCCGCCGUGGCCACCUGAUGCCCAGCUGCGUGUCCUCCAGGGCCCCGGCCCUGUGCUCGUCGCCCCGUGUGCCCCGCCCUCGGCUGCGGUCUGAGCCCACGCCCCUGCCCCUGCCCCUGCCCCUGCCCGCGCCCGCGCCCAGCCAGGGCCCCUCGCCCUCCUCCCCCGGGCCUGGGGGGCCGGGCGGGGGCGGGGGCGGGGGGCGCGGCCGGAAGCUGCUGCUGCCCACGCCCCUGCUGCGGGACCUGUACACCCUCAGCGGCCUCUACCCGUCCCCCUUCCACCGGGACAACUUCAGCCCCUACCUGUUCGCCAGCCGCGACCACCUGCUGUGAGCCCCCACCACCCCAGGGUCGGCCAGGCCCUCUGCCCCUGCCACGCGUGCGUGUGUGUGCGUGUGCCGUGUGAGUGCCAAGCCCGGCUCCCCCAAAGCAGCCAGGUCACAGAUCAGGAGGUGGCUGGACGGAAACCGGGAACCCCUCCCUCUCCGGCCACCCAUCCAGUACCUGUCUAGCGGGUGGGCCCGCGCCCCUAGGGUUGCCCUUUUAAGGGCUGAAACUUGACCCUAUUGGUCACUGCCCAGCCAAUGAGAGCCUCCGGUUCUCAGAAUCCCCACCGCCAAGUUUAUUCCAGCCAAUCGGCGCCUCCCUCUCACUUCUUGACCUCCUCACACCAGUGGGCAACUCCAGCCGGGGCGGUCGGUGUCUCAACAGCGAAUAGGAGGCCUUGGCUCUCAGAAUUUCUAGAAUGGGUGGGUAUGAUUCCAUCAAUGGGGGACCGCCCGAGUCUACGCGGAGGAGGGGUGGGGUCAUCCUUUGUCCGCAGGUCCUCAGUCCUCAGACUCUCAGAGCCCAGGUAGGGGGGGGAGGCAGACUCCCCAGGGACCAGGUCCUAGGAGCCCCCCUUGCUGACCCCCGUGUGUCCCCUCUCAUCCAGUCCUUGCCGGUUCCCUACUUAAGCAGGGCUUGCCCCAGUUGAGGUUUUGGGGUUCAGGGUGCUGUGUCUCCACUUGCCCGAGCCCGGGGCACUCCCCAAGGCCUUCUCUUUCUUAUUAGGGCUGUGGGCAAGGACUCCUCCCCACCCGUCCCUGGUCACUUGCCCACCCUGCCUGGGCCUUAGGCAGACGUGCCAUCUCGGGGGGCACGGGUAGAGCGGAGGGGCUCCCCUCCCCUGAGCAGCCAAAGGCAGUGUGCAGAAGACACGCUGUCCUCCCGUCCUGCCCACUCCCCAUCUUUAACAAAGACCUGGCUUCUCAUCUUUAAUAAAAACCUGUUUGUAGCAGAA
Molecule: messenger RNA, 2885 nt
Organism: Cavia porcellus (domestic guinea pig)
Lineage: Eukaryota; Metazoa; Chordata; Mammalia; Rodentia; Caviidae
Gene: Plppr2
Product: phospholipid phosphatase related 2
Exons: 10
Coding region: 572-1936 (454 amino acids)
Biological process (GO): signal transduction; phospholipid metabolic process; phospholipid dephosphorylation
Cellular component (GO): plasma membrane
Molecular function (GO): phosphatidate phosphatase activity
Source: RefSeq, a predicted model, not a curated record